Messenger RNA from Acanthopagrus latus (yellowfin seabream), 3156 nucleotides. RefSeq names its product metalloreductase STEAP3-like. Gene Ontology annotation, cellular component: endosome; plasma membrane. The transcript is spliced from 6 exons. Gene Ontology annotation, molecular function: cupric reductase (NADH) activity; ferric-chelate reductase (NADPH) activity. Bases 132 to 1583 code for a protein of 483 amino acids. The record is from RefSeq and is a predicted model, not a curated record. Lineage: Eukaryota; Metazoa; Chordata; Actinopteri; Spariformes; Sparidae. Gene Ontology annotation, biological process: copper ion import.
AAACACGUGACCGGCAUGGAGAAGAGUUUCAUUAGCAGUGAAGGACAACAGACAGGAGACAGACAGACGUUACAUGACUGUUGGACCGUCACUGACUCAGCCCGGCUCUCUGGCAACAGAACUCGCCCAUCAUGACCGACAUGAAGACCCCCUUGCUGCCCAGUUCUGACCCUGACCCGUCAGAGCCCGGCGGCCCUGGAGGCCCCGUGAUCUCCAUCAUCGGCUCCGGAGACUUCUCCCGCUCCCUCUCCACCCGGCUGGUGGCCUGUGGGUUCAGGGUGGUGGUGGGCAGCAGAGACCCUCGCCGUGUGGCCGGGGGUCUGUUUCCUGCCGGGGUGGAGCUGCUGACGCAGAGGGAGGCGGCGGAGAGGGCGGAGAAGGUGGUGUUCACCGCCGUCUACCCAGAGCACUAUCACACCCUGGUGGGGCUGAGGGAGCCGCUGGAGGGCAAGGUGCUGGUGGACGUCAGCAACGCCACCGGACUGAACAGAGGAGGGCGGGCCAACGCCGAGAGGCUGGCCGAGCUGCUCCCUCAGAGCCGGGUGGUGAAGGGCUUCAACACGGUGUCUGCGUGGGCGCUGCAGGCUGGAGCCCAUGAUGGAAGCAGACAGGUGCUGAUCUGCAGCGACUGCUCCGACUCCAAGUCCACGGUGCUGCAGCUGGCCCGUCGUCUGGGCUUCAGCCCCGUGGAUCUGGGCGGUCUGUGUGCCUCCAGAGACAUCGAGGAGGCCCCGCUCAUCCUCUUCCCCUCCUGGGGAGGCCCCGUCUUAACCACCUUCCUCCUCUUCCUCUUCUUCUAUGGUUACCUCUUCCUGAGGAACAUCCUGCUGCCGUACCUCGACGAAGGAAGGAACAACUUCUACGAACUGCCACUGGUGACGGUCAACCAGGCGCUGCCCGCCGUCUCCCUGGUUACACUGGCUCUGGUCUACCUGCCAGGUCUGCUGGCGGCCGUCUUCCAGCUUGGCAGAGGAACCAAAUAUAAGAGGUUCCCUGAUUGGCUGGACCGCUGGCUGUGCAGACGGAAGGAGCUGGGCCUGCUGAGCUUCCUGUGUGCCGUGCUCCAUGCGGUGUACAGUAUGUGUCUGACGCUGAGGAGAGCUGCAGGAUACAACCUGCUGAACGCCGCCUACCGACAGGUGAGGGCCGGUGUCGAGAACUCGUGGUCGGAGCAGAUGGUGUGGAGGUCCGAUCUCUACCUCUCCUGUGGGAUUCUGGGAUUUGGAGUCCUCACCCUGCUGGCGAUCACCUCGCUGCCCUCAGUGGGAAACGCUCUCAACUGGAGGGAGUUUACAUUUGUUCAGUCCGGACUCGGCUACGCUGCCUUGACUCUGUCCAUCAUGCACGCUCUCUUCUUCGGCUGGGACUUCGCCUUCUUCCCCGGGGCUUACCCUUACUACCUCCCCCCGGUGUACCUGCUGGCCCUCAUCCUGCCCUGCAUCGUCCUGCUCGGACGGACCUUCUUGGCUCUGCCUUGUCUCAUGUUCAGACUGACAAAGAUCCGCCGGGGCUGGGAGAGCCCGAGACACCGGCCCCCAAACAACCAGGAGCUGCCUGAAGAGGAUCCUCCUGGUGAUGUUUAAUGUUUGAGAGAUAAGAAGGGAAAGACUUCUGGACCGUCCAGAGGUGUGUUUUCUCUCUGUGAGAGUCUGAACUCUGUCUCCUCCUCCGAAUCCUUCACGACUGACACUUCUCUGCUCACACUAACAAGAAUAAGACACAGACACAGAGACGAGCUGUGAUGUGUUGAUCCAGCUGUGCCUUCAUGACCUCUGACCUCUUUUAAAGAUCGCCUCAUUUUUAUACAAAUCUUUUAUCAGUUUAUAAUAAUAGUUCCAAAAAAAGUUAUUUCAGGGACUGUAAACAUGUUUAAUAUCAGUUCCAGCUUCACAUUUCACAAAUCUGUUAACAAAAACAGGAGAGAUUAACAUUUUAUUUUACAGGUCUGAUACUUCUGAGUAAUGUUGAGAACAUUUCCUGGAUAAAACAGUUUAAACUCGAACUAAUCACAGAGAGGACAGUUACUUUAGUUUGAGCUGAUUUGAUGUUUGAGUUGAUUAUUGAACCGGAGGAAGAGAGAAGGAGAAGUUUCCUAUUUCAAAAUAAUCACAAUCACUCUCUAAUUUAUCUUUAAUUAGCAACAAAUGGGUCAAUAGAGCAAACAAGCUAAACUUUAUUUACAUAUCUAUAUAAUUACAUUAGAUUUGUGCUGCAGAGUGAGUUGCUAUGAAAGUUGCAGCCACAAAUAAUGUUAACACGAUUUAAAAAUAACUUAAAGAAAAUAAAAUGUUUAAGAUCAGCAACCGAGCAGGUAAAUAACACAAAUGUUAAGAAAGUCAGAAUAAUGUCAUAUUUGAGACAAACAGUCGACCAGUAAAGAAUAACAACACCCGUGAUUUCAAAUCAAUAGAAUAAGUAACAUGAAAAAGUUAAUUUCUCUCUUCCUUCUUCACAUGUUGUGUUUCUAUUGUCAUCAUCUAAUAAUGACAUAAAAUAUCCUCCAAGAGAAUUAUAAUUAACACCACAUUGCAAUUAGUGUACAUUUUGAUCUCUCAGCUUCCGUUUAAUAAAAUGUUUAUCCUGGAAACAUCAAACACAAAUGAAAACUUUAAGUGAAACAGUUGACAGAGUGAAUGACUCCUUUAAGUCUGUAUGAAAAAAUAAGUGUGAUAAAUUGUUCAUUAAUACCUCAGUUUGUCUUCACCUUCAAGUCGUCACCUUCACCGUCAGAACACUUUGUGACAAGACAUUUUUACAGGGUGUUAAACCCGACAACAUUACAACAGCUUCUCUGUGUCAUUAUCAACAAAUUAAAGCACUUUAUGGUUUUAUUUUCUGCACUUUGAUGUCUGUUCAUCAUAAAGACCUCUGUCCUUGUGUUUUAUCAACACUUUCCAGUUUACUACCCUUAAGAAACAGUCAUUUCAAUACUUUAUACCUUUAUUCAGUUCCAAUAUCAUCAGAUUCCUGUUAUGAAAUCCAAAGACAAAUACAAGCGAUUGUUUGUGUGUGUGUGUGUGUGUGUGUGUCUGUGUGUGUGUUUAUAUACAAAUAUAUAGGUGUGUUUGUAUGUGUAUAUGUAUAUACUGAACUCUCAUGUAACACAACAUCUCAGUUACAACAUGAAGUUAUUUUGAAUAAAAAUGUUUUCUCUAU